AUGAUGAGCUCAAGCUAUUGGAGUGAGAGCAGCAGCGGCAGCUGUGGGACCCAGCAGCCCACAGAGGUACUGCAGUACCAGCCUCAGCAUUACCACUGUUACCAUCAGUCAAGUCAAGGCCAGCAGCCUCCAGAAAAAGGUGUCGUGUAUGAGCGAGUGAGGACCUACAGUGGGCCUAUGAACAAGGUGGUGCAGGCCUUGGACCCCCUCGGCUCACGGGAAGUGCUCUCCCCCCUCAAAACUGCCUCCUCCUACCAAAAUUUGGUUUGGAGUGACCAUUCUCAGGAGCUCCAUUCUCCAACUCUGAAAAUCUCUACUUGCGCGCCAAGCACUCUACAUAUAACACAAAAUGCUGAACAGGAACUUCAUUCUCCAACAGUGAAAGUUACUACGUAUCCACAAACUACCAUUAGGAGAUACAUAGUACAAAACCCUGAACAGGAACCAUUGUCUCCUUUCCUAAGAGGCGGCCACUUCUUCCCAGGAAACAAUGUAAUUUAUGAAAAAACAAUAAGAAAAGUGGAGAAGCUAAAUACAGAUCAGGAAUGUUGUCCUCAAAUUCAGUGCCAUCAUCAUGUCAUUCAGCAACCCCAGAUCAUCCACUCUCCGCAUUGUCAACAGUCCCAUUCUAGCCAUCAAAUCCAGUGCAUAACAGAAAAUGACUCAAAUAUUGGGCAUGAACUCUGCCAUGGUGGCUCAAGCCAGCUACAUGAGCAGGUGAUAAUUCAGGAUGAUGGCCCUGAAAAAUUGGAUCCCAAAUAUUUUGGAGAGUUGCUUGCUGACCUAAGCCGCAAGAAUACAGACCUAUAUCACUGCUUAUUAGAACAUUUGGAGAGGAUUGGAGGAAGCAAACAAGACUUUGAGUCUGCAGAUGCAUCAGAAGACAUUGAGUCAUUGAUUCCUAAAGGACUGUCAGAGUUUACAAAACAGCAAAUUCGUUAUAUUCUGCAGAUGAGGGGUAUGUCUGAUAAGUCACUGAGACUAGUGUUGUCCACAUUUAGCAACAUACGGGAAGAACUCGGACAUCUUCAAAAUGACUUGACAUCUCUGGAAAAUGACAAGAUAAGACUUGAGAAAGACUUGGCAUUCAAAGAAAAUCAAAUAAAAGAGUAUGAAGAACUCUUGGCAUCGGUGAGAGCAAAUAAUCGCCAACAGCAACAAGGACUUCAAGACUCAAGCUCAAAAUGUCAGACAUUGGAAGAAAAUAACCUUUCUCUUCGACAUACACUAUCAGACAUGGAAUACAGACUAAAAGAACUAGAGUAUUGUAAACGUAAUUUAGAGCAAGAGAAUAAAAACCUUAGAAUACAGGUCUCUGAGACUUGCACAGGCCCGAUACUACAGGCUAAAAUGGAUGAGAUUGGCAACCAUUAUAUGGAGAUGGUAAAAAACUUAAGAAUUGAGAAAGACAGAGAAAUCAGCAAGCUAAGGUCUCAAUUAAACCAGUACCAAAAGGAUGUUUCCAAAAGAGAAGGAAGUUGCAGUGACUUCCAAUUCAAGCUUCAUGAACUAACAAGCUUGCUAGAAGAAAAGGAUUCUCUUAUAAAGCGUCAAUCAGAGGAACUCUCAAAGUUGAGACAGGAAAUAUAUUCAUCCCAUAACCAACCCUCCAGUGUUGGAAGGACAACAAUCACCACAAAAAAGUACAGGACACAAUAUCCAAUCCUAGGUCUCCUGUAUGAUGACUAUGAAUAUAUACCACCAGGAAGUGACACACAGACUAUCGUGAUUGAGAAAACUGAAGAUAAAUGGACUCAUGUAAGUUUAUUUGGGCGUUUCUAG
Molecule: messenger RNA, 1782 nt
Organism: Microtus ochrogaster (prairie vole)
Lineage: Eukaryota; Metazoa; Chordata; Mammalia; Rodentia; Cricetidae
Gene: Pof1b
Product: POF1B actin binding protein
Biological process (GO): actin filament organization; epithelial cell morphogenesis; bicellular tight junction assembly
Cellular component (GO): actin filament; adherens junction; bicellular tight junction
Molecular function (GO): actin filament binding
Source: RefSeq, a predicted model, not a curated record